This is a messenger RNA of Aspergillus heteromorphus CBS 117.55, 1081 nucleotides long. RefSeq lists its product as uncharacterized. Bases 87 to 1040 code for a protein of 317 amino acids. NCBI's taxonomy places the organism in Eukaryota, Fungi, Ascomycota, Eurotiomycetes, Eurotiales, Aspergillaceae. The transcript has 3 exons. The record is from RefSeq and is a predicted model, not a curated record.
GUUGAAGUUGAAACUCAAAUUCAACUAUUGCAUGAUAGUACACCCACUUAUACAGCCGACGCUAAUCUGCAUUAAAUCCAUUCAGUAUGGCGGCCAGCGACGACUCUUCCUUCUACCUCUACGGAGUGGGCGAGAAACCCGAGGCCCUAACACUCGGAUCCUUGGUCUUGGAGAAAUAUUGGCAACCGCUCAUCGCGCGACAUUAUACACAUGAAAUGCUCAGCGACGAGGCCUUGCAAGAACAUGCCUUCACCAGCAACCUUACAAACGUCACCUUCCACGGCUCCUCUCGUCUAUCCCCAUCCAUAGGUCUCAGCGCCGCCGAUAUUAUCGAUCUCAAUCUCGCCUGGAACAAAGACCUCGAGCGCAUCGUCACUGCCGAGAAGGGGACUCGAAUAGUCCUCAAAGACCCCGAAUCAUUCCUCACUGCAUCCGUUCUCAACAACCCACUCGCUCAACAGAAGCUCAAACUCUGGCUCUCUGCCGCCCGUAGUGCCUAUGUGCUGAACUUCAAAUUCGCCCGCCGCCCCAAAAUCUGGCUCCUCACUGGCCUAUAUAUGCUCGAAGGCACCCGCACAGUUGUCUCGCGGGGUCACUCCAAGGAUGCCUCGGCGGGAAUCUCAUCGUCGGUCCUGGGGGCGUUGUCCGGCGUGCCGGUGGGCGGAUCCGUGAGUCUGGGCCAUGAGACAUCGUGGGAGUUGGCGAUGGAAGUGCCUGAGCGGCACGUGUGGGCUGCCCAGUUUCGCUUGCUGGAUGCUCAGUUCAUUAAGAUGGGUAAGACUGGACUGGAAGGGGUGCAGCUUCCCACAUCCAUGGGACUCUAUCGGGACUUCAUGUCGGUGAAUACGGUUCGGGGUGCAGGGCAGGAUGGGGUGGAGUUGGGACUGCAGAGCGAGAUUGAUGACGAAGAGGAAGACGCUUUCUCGGAGGAUGGGGUGGGUGAGGAUGAGCAGGAGAAUGAGGAAAUGGCGGAGUAUGAGAAGCGCCUGGAAGAGGCGAUCGGGUUGUUUGAGGGGGCGCCGAAGCACUUAUUGGAGUAGUGACUGUUACUCCGUACGGCUGUUAGUGGCCCCAACUGGUG